Xiphias gladius (swordfish) is the source of this 2086-nucleotide messenger RNA. It is a transcript of the gene ptpn18, whose product is annotated as protein tyrosine phosphatase non-receptor type 18. The transcript is spliced from 18 exons. Gene Ontology annotation, cellular component: cytoplasm; nucleus. Bases 345 to 1832 code for a protein of 495 amino acids. NCBI's taxonomy places the organism in Eukaryota, Metazoa, Chordata, Actinopteri, Istiophoriformes, Xiphiidae. The record is from RefSeq and is a predicted model, not a curated record. Gene Ontology annotation, molecular function: non-membrane spanning protein tyrosine phosphatase activity. Gene Ontology annotation, biological process: peptidyl-tyrosine dephosphorylation.
AAGACCAGGCUGAUGCAGUGAAGUACCUCUAUUGAGAAAGAAGAACACAGGCAGGCAGGCAGGCAAGCAGGAACAGACCAAUGGAUCACACGAGGAACAAAAGGGAACAUAACGUGGAGGGCUGAUGAUAAGUGGGACCAGGUGUGUGAAUGGGCAGGUCAGUCAGGUGACCGAGGACAGGGAGAAAAGUCAGGUGGGUGGCAAGAGGAAGGCAGGUAUGGGGAGAUGAAAAUACGUGAGCACCAACCGCCAGACUCAGCUGUUUAGUAAAAUAUUGUGCAAAAAAAGGUUGAAAGGUUGGAGUUCUGCAGAGCAGAGGAUGGCAACAGUCACUGUUGGGCAACAUGAACGAGACCAGCAGGAAAUUAUUCACUAAAUUCCGCCGCAGAGCUCAGGUCCCGCACGUUGGUUCUUUUUAUUCUGCUGGUGCACGCAGUCGACGCAGCCGACUUGCCCGUGUUGUGGUGCGUUCGCAGACCUUGUUGCUGAAGAGACAUCAGGGUUUGACCAGUGAGGCCGGAGUUCUGAAGGAAAACGUCAAGAAGAACAGAUACAAAGACAUCGUGCCAUAUGACCAGUCUCGGGUGGUGUUGUCUCUGGUGACCACAGACUCAGACUCUGAUUACAUCAACGCAAGCUUUAUCAAGGGGCCGUCAGCAGACAACAAGUACAUAGCCAGUCAGGGUCCUCUCAGCUCCACUCUCACUGACUUCUGGAGGAUGAUCUGGCAGAACGACAUCAAGGUGAUAGUCAUGGCCUGCAGAGAGAUAGAGAUGGGGAAGAGGAAGUGUGAGUGUUACUGGGCUCCAGUUCAUCAGUCCGCUGCAUUUGGACCGUUCACUGUCAUCAACCAGGAGGAGACACGUCCUAGCGAAGGCAUAGUGAUCCGAACUCUGACUGUCACAUACCAGCAGGUCAGCCGUUCAGUGAUUCAGUAUCAGUUCCUGUCAUGGCCGGAUCACGAUGUCCCCUACCAGGCUACAGGAGUCCUAGACCUGCUGGAGAGAGCCAGAAACAGCCAGGGAACACACACCUCGCCUGUGCUGAUACACUGCAGUGCGGGCUGUGGGAGGACAGGAGUCAUCUGUGCUCUUGACUACAUCCAUGACCUGCUGGUUACCAAGGUCACGGAGGACUUCAGCAUCAUGAAGAUCGUCCUGGAGCUCAGGAGGCAGAGACCGUCGGCAGUCCAAACUAGAGAUCAGUAUCAGUUCAUCUUCACGGCUGCCGCUUGUAUGUUCGAACGAGUCCUGCAGUCGACCGGUCACCAGCUCUACUGCAACACGUCUGAGCUGAAGAAACCGGAGAAGAAAACUACAAUAACCCCUGCUUCCAGCACCAAGAGAUCAUCAAAGCUGAUUGACAUGAAUGAUACGUACGCUGUGGUCAACAAGACCAAACAUCCCCAGCCUACUCCAACAAGCCCUGCAAACUCCGCUGUAACCCCGCCCAGAUCCAGCAGGACCCUGCCCUCCUCCCAUCACUAUGACAACGACCCCGCAGGGGCAUCAGCAGCCCCCGUCUACAGCGCCGUCAGACCCCGAGCCAAAAUGCAAAGCCUGCCGCUGUCUACCACGGCCAUCUAUGACACGGCAACGUCAGCCAAUCACAGGCCGGGGGAGGAGCUACCGUCACUGCACAACAGCGGAGAACAUCACCUGCCGGCAGCCAAACAGCUUUCAGCGACAGAUGAUGACUACGAAGACUUCUCCUCUUCGGUCACGGACGUGUCCAGCUUCUGUGCACCUGGCGGCAUCGGGUUUAACUGUCGUAUCCAGAAGCCCAGAGGACCCAGAGAACCCCCCGCGGAGUGGAGCCGAGUGGAGAGAUGAACUGGUUGAACUGGACUUCGCUGGUUUACCGUAGACCGUUGGGCCGGACUGAGGAAAAUUAGACUAUCAGUGCGUUGAAGUUAACAGAGAGCGACUGCUUUCAACUGAAGCGAACUGACCCGGACUGUGAGACUGGCUGUGUGUGAUUUGAUGUGACCUGUUUCUUUGCCUCCUGCUGGUUAAACUGGUCGUCACGGUGGUCUGCUCCCAGCCCGUAAAUGGUUCUGGUCUGCAGGUCUUCGUGUCGUCCUCAC